AUGUAUUUACGCACUAAUUCAUCAGCUCCCUCCUUUAAUGCGCAGCUGCCUACCCCACCUCUCCGAAUCAUCCGUGAAUCAAACUGUGGCGGUAACGACCACUGUACGAAUAGUACGCUGUUAUUACAGCUGACACGUGUCCAGGGCGAAGUUGCUUCACCUGACGUACCCAUGUAUCCAACUGUACAACGACUCUGUACGUGGCGUUACCCAUACAACAGAAAACAAAAAAAUCGUUCAGCUGUAGCACCCUUCCGGUGCCUAGCUGCCAUGCUACCCGAAGGAAGCACGAGGGCUUGGAUACUGCCAGGUUGCUUAAGCCUAGACAGGGGAAGUCGAGAUGCAGCGGUCGGGUUCGAACCACGGACCUUGCGGUCAGUAAAUUCGCGCUCUAACCGUUUGAACCAUCUCGCCCCCAUACCCAUACGGCCCUUCAUAUGGACGGACAAGCGACACAGAGGCAACUGUUUACUGGUAUCCAGUCAAGCUGGAUGGCUCAAGUGGUUAGGGCGCGAAUUUACUGACCGCAAGGUUUGUGGUUCGAACCCGACCUCUGCCUCUCGACUUCCCCUGUCUAGGCUUGGGCAACCUGGCAGUAUCCCAUCCCUCGUGCAACCUUCAGGUGGCAUGGCAGUUAGGCAGCGGAAGGGUGCUACAGCUGAACGAUUUUUUUAUCCAGUCAAGCAAGGGAGGUCCGUGGUUCGAAUCCGACCCCCGCCACUCGACUUCCCCUGUCUAGGCUUGGGCAACCUGGCAGUAUCCCAGCCCUCGUGCUUCUUUCGGUUGGCAUGGCAGCUAGGUACCGGAAGGGUGCUACAGCUGAACGAUAAUUUUCUAAUCGUUUCUGUCGCAAUCGACGCUCUUCUGGUCGAAAUGCCCCGAGAUUACACAGAACCCGAGAAGGCGCUCAAAAAGGAGUUAGCUACUCUUAGAAAAAUGAAACGCACGUUGACCGAAAUAAGUCAGAUAAAGAGAGAGGAGAAACCACGUGCGGCCGGUAAAACUGGAGAGAAAGCCAAAGAAGAAGCAAUGGAAUUACUGCGCUCCGGUGCCAUACAAAUAGCCGAUAAGAAGGAGCGGCACACUUUCAAGCGUAGACCAAAGGAUCCAGAGGAGGAAGAACCCGGACGAACUCCGACCAAAUCUGCUCCACGAGAUAAACAGCUACUUUAUGGAAACUUUCUGCGUGGUCCAAAACUAAUGCCGGCCAACACAGAAGCCAAGGAAGAUCGUUCUGAGGAAUUCAGUUCGAAACCACCGCUCAUAUCUUCCGCUCUUGAUUGUAGUGUAUCAAACCCCCAAUAUAACACGGAAUCUCUGGCUACGAAACGAAAGCAACAACUUCUAACUUUGUCAGAAGAUGAAGAUGAAGCUACGGGAAAUCAUACGAGCUCAGUUACGGAUGCACCUGCCGAUCCUGGGCACUCUGGCGAAUCCCCGAAAUCAUCUGACACUACGCUUUACGUGGGAUAUCACAAGGUGACAGAAGGGUUCAUCCAGAAAUUGCUCCAACCGGUUGGGCAUAUUGUUCGAAUCAAAAUUAGUGAGCAUCAAAACCACGCAUAUGUCACAAUGGCAACUCACGAAAUGGCACAAAAAGCCAUAGAGCUUGAUCAUCAGAUGGUGGAUAAUCGGCUGCUGCGCGUUGGAUUUGCUCGGCGGCAGUGCUCAAGGCCUCGACGUGAUCCCCGUCCCUUGGGACCUUUUUCCCCAAAAAGCGGUUUUGGUCGUCGAAACUGUCCCCCCGCUUCAUACAAUUCAGUUCCACCGACAGAAGUGUCACGUGAUCUGGUCACCUAUGAAGAUUUGGAUUACGGUGACCAGUGAAAUUAAACGCUCCUUCUUUUUGUGUGUACAUAUGUACCUAAUGU
Opisthorchis viverrini is the source of this 1871-nucleotide messenger RNA. RefSeq lists its product as hypothetical. Lineage: Eukaryota; Metazoa; Platyhelminthes; Trematoda; Opisthorchiida; Opisthorchiidae. The coding region runs from base 1 to 1827 and encodes 608 amino acids. Gene Ontology annotation, molecular function: RNA binding. The record is from RefSeq and is a predicted model, not a curated record. The transcript has 13 exons.